AUGAGUUACAAACAUUUAAGUGGAAGUGAAAAACGAAAAAAACAAAAAUUAAGGGAACAAGAACGGCAUGCACAAAAAGAUGCGAUAUUAUCAUAUUUUACAUCCCACAACAGUGCGCAAAAAGGAAGUUCGUCAUUCCAUCUUGUUGCUGAUCAAUUUAUGGUGACUAAUGAAAGUGAUAGUAAAAAUAAAUUAUGUGAUGAAGGGCGAGUUGCAAUCAAAGAAAAUGAUAACUCCACUGUUGAUUUUCAAGCGACUUCACCUGGCACAAGUACAUCUCCAUCAUCUGCUAUAGAAAAGAACAAUGUAAGUAUCUCUUUUCCUAGCGAUAUAGGCGAUUGGCCAAGACAUUUGAAUCUCGAAUUUCAAGAAUAUUUUAUAAAUAAUCAACCGAAUCAAAAUAUUGAUAAAAUUGGUGAGUGUGUUACACAAUUAGAUAAUAAUAAAACUAGACAUUUGCAAAGUGCGAUUUUUUAUGAAACGAAAGCUAAUGGGGAAAAAAUUCUUCGCGAGUGGUUAGUAUACAGUCCUACAUAA
Messenger RNA from Diabrotica virgifera virgifera (western corn rootworm), 537 nucleotides. RefSeq lists its product as uncharacterized. Bases 1 to 537 code for a protein of 178 amino acids. NCBI's taxonomy places the organism in Eukaryota, Metazoa, Arthropoda, Insecta, Coleoptera, Chrysomelidae. The record is from RefSeq and is a predicted model, not a curated record. The transcript has a single exon.